Salvia miltiorrhiza (redroot sage) is the source of this 1497-nucleotide messenger RNA. Its product is annotated as haloacid dehalogenase-like hydrolase domain-containing protein At4g39970. Lineage: Eukaryota; Viridiplantae; Streptophyta; Magnoliopsida; Lamiales; Lamiaceae. Gene Ontology annotation, molecular function: hydrolase activity. The record is from RefSeq and is a predicted model, not a curated record. The transcript is spliced from 11 exons. The coding region runs from base 80 to 1021 and encodes 313 amino acids.
UCAAAACACCAAACAAAACGGUCGUUAUAUCGGUUACCAACUGAAAAGGUCUCAGCCACACACACAACACACACAAUCCAUGGCUUCUUCCGCCGUCUUCCUCUUCCCACCCAACCUCUCUGCCCCUCCCUCUCUCUCCUCCCGCACUCCUCUGUUCUCUCUCUGCAGAACUAAUCACACCAUCUCCGCCGCAACUGCAAGAAGCAGCAGCUGCAGACGCCUAGUAGUGACAGCCUCAGCCUCAUCUAGGGCUCUUGAAGCUCUGAUUUUCGACUGCGACGGCGUAAUUCUGGAGUCGGAGCAUCUCCACCGCCAAGCCUACAACGACGCAUUUGCGCAUUUUAACGUCCGCUGCCCGUCGUCGCCGUCAUCCGGGCCGCUUGAUUGGACCCCAGAAUUCUAUGACGAGUUGCAGAAUCAGAUUGGUGGCGGGAAACCCAAAAUGAGAUGGUAUUUUAAGGAGCAUGGCUGGCCGACUUCAACAGUUUCGGAUGCUGCGCCGGAAAGCGAUGAGGAUAGAGCAAAGUUGAUUGACAUUCUUCAGGACUGGAAGACGGAGAGGUACAAAGAAAUAAUUAAAUCUGGAACAGUUGAGCCCAGGCCUGGAGUUUUGAGAUUGAUGGAUGAGGCAAAAGCUUCUGGAAGAAAGCUAGCCGUUUGCUCUGCUGCAACUAAAAGUUCAGUUGUCCUGUGUUUAGAAAAUCUAAUUGGCUUGGAGCGCUUCCAAAGCCUCGAUUGCUUCCUUGCAGGUGAUGAUGUGAAGGAAAAGAAGCCUGAUCCAAUGAUCUACGUGACAGCCGCCAAGAAACUGGGCGUCUCAGAAAAGAAUUGCUUGGUAGUGGAAGAUAGUGUUAUCGGAUUGCAGGCUGCAACUGGAGCAGGAAUGUCGUGUGUGAUUUCUUAUACAUCGUCCACUGCUAACCAGGAUUUCAAAGCAGCAGCAGCAAUCUACCCCGACUUGAGCAAUGUCAGAUUGGCAGACUUGGACGCGGUGCUUACAGACGUCGUUGCUGCAAAAUAAGUGUUGCAGGAUAGUAGCAUGCCGGCCGGACCAAAUCAAUGUUGACUCAUGGUUGAUGCUGUUUAGCGGUAAAUGAGUUGAUAAGAAGGUAUUGACAGCUUCAGCUCUGCAUUCUUGAGAUAAUUCAAUCUUUUUGGCAGUAAAUGUACAUAUAAUAUAUAAAGAUGUAUAAUCCCUUCAGCUCUACCUUAAUUCAGGUUGGCUGGAUUACCAGUUUCCUACACUCAAAUAAUUUUUUUUAUUUAUGUGUCAUUUCAUCUAUCACAUGCUAUAUUCCACCAUGCUAGCAAAAUAAAAUUAGAGACUCAAAAUCCGAGAGGCGAUGGAUCCAAACUAUGAUGAGGCUCCUCCAUUCUAGAUAUUAUACGAUCUAAAUUAUUCGAUUAAAUGCAAGUUUUUAUGUUAUAAAAAAGAAAGAAAGACUAUUUGUGUUAUGCUAAUCUUUAUGGAAGGACAGAACCUACGCUUUUCGUUCA